AUGACGCCCAAUUCUUCCCACGGCAAGCCUGACGUCGACGUCGACGUCGAGGCCGAUGGUGUUACCAUCAAGGAUGAUGAUCCCAUGGAAAGAAGCACGCGUAUCACUUUCCAUGACACUGCCACCGAGGCAGAGGGAAUGCGCUCCAUUUAUCAACCCACCCAGCUUGGACGUACUUAUUCGCUGGGCCGUGAUACGAUUCGCAGUACCCGGAGUACCAACCAGGCAACUGCAGGUGGAAACAAUGGGAUACCUAUCGACUUCCGUACACUCUCAAUCCAGAUCUCCGAGUCUCAAACCCGCCCGAAAGAAAUCGUGACCGAAACCCCCAAGGAGAAAGUACCCAAUCAAGAUUACUUCGAGAGCUUGGAUUUCCACACUAUUUCUCAAGAGAAGGUCUGUCAGGAGUUCAACGUCGACCAGCGCUUCGGUCUCAGUGCCGAAUCAGCGGCUCAACGUCUUCAGCGCGAUGGAAAAAAUGUUAUUGCCCAGACCCGCGAGAACUAUCUUAAGAAGAUCUUCUUUUAUGUCUUCGGUGGUUUCUGUUCCGUCCUGUGGGUGGGUGUAAUUAUUUUCUUCCUCUGCUGGAAACCCCUCAGCAAUCCACCCUCGCCGACGAAUCUUGCUAUGGCUAUUCUCGUCAUCAUUGUUAUCACCCUUCAAGCCAGUUUCUCAGCUUUCCAGGACUGGUCGACCAAGCGGGUUAUGAAUUCUAUCUUAAACCUUCUUCCAUCGGAAGCUCUGGUCUUGCGUGAUGGAAAGCAACUUCGUCUUCCUGCCACAGAGCUGGUUGCUGGAGAUAUUGCACAGAUCACUGUGGGAAACAAAGUGCCUGCCGAUAUGCGUCUGCUGCAGACUUCUGGGGAUAUUCGAUUUGAUCGUGCAAUCCUCACCGGCGAGUCAGAUGAGAUUGAUGGUGCUAUUGAAUCAACAGAAGCAAAUUUCCUUGAAACUCGCAACAUCGCGCUUAUGGGAACCCUGGUUACAAACGGAAAUGCCACCGGCAUUGUGCUGCUAACCGGUGGUCGUUCCGUCAUGGGCCGGAUUGCUACUAUGACAGCCGGUGUCAAGCAGAAGCCGACUCUGAUUCAAAAAGAGAUCACCCGCUUUGUUACCAUUAUUGUUAGCCUGACUGUCUGCCUCGCCUUGCUCAUCCUAUUUACCUGGUUGGGAUGGCUCCGCAAAGAUCAUCCUGGAUACAUGAGUGUGGUAGCUAUGCUCAACAAUGUCAUGGGCUGCGUGGUGGCUUUUAUUCCAGAGGGUGUGCCGGUUGGUGUCGCACUGACGCUGAUGAUGGUCGCUCGACGUAUGAAGCAGACAAACAUUUUGCCCAAGGGAUUGGCGACCGUGGAAACUUUGGGAUGUGUGAAUGUUAUUUGCUCCGACAAGACAGGAACACUCACACAAAACCGCAUGUUCGUCAAGUCUCUUGGCAUGGUCGACUGGGAAUACAAUAUUGACGAUCUGGUGCCUGGCAUGGAGUCUUCCGAGGCAUUGAAAAAUCUCCUUCGUGCUUCGGUCCUUUGCAAUGACGCUACCUUUGACCCAGAGACCCUGAACCUACCAGUUUGGGAGCGUAUCGUCAAUGGAAAUGCUACGGAUGCUGCUGUGCUGCGACUUGCCGACAGUGUGGGCGCUGCUACUCCAAGGAAUCUUGAGCCCUACGCUCGCGUCCACCAAAUUCCGUUCAACUCGAAGAACAAGUGGAUGUUAACAAUGCAUCAAGACCCGACUGCUUCCAAAGAAUAUAUGAUCUAUGUCAAGGGUGCACCUGAUGUCCUCUUGGACCGUUGUUCCACCUACUGGUCUGCCGUCAAUAAUGCUGUUCGUCCACUGGACACAAAUGCCAGGCAAAAGCUUUCCGACUUCCAGGCCAAGCUGUCUCGUCGCGCCGAGCGUGUGAUCAUCCUCUGCCAGCGCCGCUACAUCCCAACCCAUCCUCUGGGAUCCAAUGGAUUCAGUGACGAGAUCCUCGAAUCGGGCGUUGAGGAUCUGACAGUUCUUGGAAUCUUCGGCAUCAUUGACCCCCCACGCCCAGAGACGGCUCAGACCGUGGCCGCCUGUCGGUGUGCGGGCAUUCGCUUCUUCAUGGUCACUGGCGAUUUUGGAUUGACUGCGGCGGCAAUUGCUCGUGAUAUCGGUAUUUUCGAGGGUGAAGUUGAGCCCGAUACUAUUCAUGAUCUUCGAGACGGCUUCUCAUCGGACAAAUCGCCGCCCUCAAGACGCAGCUUGCUUCUUGAGGGCAGUAGCCUGUCGUCAUUGAACCAAGAAGAGUGGUCUACAGUUUGUGAUUAUGAAGAGAUUGUCUUUGCCCGCACUAGUCCCGAACAAAAGCUACGAAUUGUGUCAGAGCUUCAGGCAAAGGGCAAUUUUGUCGCUGUUACAGGUGAUGGAGUCAACGAUGCACCUGCUUUACGUGCUGCAGAUGUUGGCGUUGCGAUCGGCUCCGGUAGUGAUGUUGCCAUUGAAGCGGCCGACCUUGUGCUACUUGAUCGAUUCGAUUCCAUUGUCGAGGCUAUCCGCCUCGGUCGCCUGGUCUUCCAGAACCUUCAAAAGGUUAUCGCCUAUCUGCUACCCGCUGGUAGUUGGUCCGAGAUCUGGCCUGUGCUCAUGAAUGUCUUCUUCGGAUGUCCCUCACCACUGAGCUCUUUCUUGAUGAUUAUUAUUUGUGUUUUCACCGAUCUUUUUCUGUCCUUGUCACUUAUUAUGGAAAAGGAGGAGUUUGACUUGAUGAGCAUUCCCCCUCGGAAACCUCGCGAGGAUCAUCUGAUCAACAUGCGCAUUUAUGGCCAGUCAUACCUCUUUGUCGGUGUCAUGGAAGCUUUCAGUGCCCACUCCAUGUUCUUCUUGUACAUGUGGAAAGCCGCGGGUAUUCCAUUCAGCGAUCUAAUUUUCGCCUUUGACAAGUACACUGAUGGAUUUCAUGGAUAUACGACUGAUGAACUAAACCACUUCAACUACGUUGGCCAAGGUGUCUACUUUGUCACCCUUGUCAUCAUGCAAUGGGGCAAUAUCCUGUCUGUCCGCAGCAAGCGCAUGUCUCUUCUCCAAGCAGACCCCAUUCGCCCUGCCCGUCGCAACCCAUGGCUCCCUCUAGCUAUGGCAAUUUCCCUUGUCAUUGCCAUUUUCGUCACCGAAGUACCUGGUAUCCAGUCUUUGUUCCUGACAGCCUCUGUACCCAUUGAGUUUUGGCUCAUUCCACUCGGUCUGGCAAUGGGUGUUCUAUGUAUGGAUGAGCUGCGCAAGGUUCUAGUGCGCAUGUUCCCCAAGGGACCGGUUGCGUGGAUAUCAUGGUAA
Molecule: messenger RNA, 3297 nt
Organism: Penicillium pulvis
Lineage: Eukaryota; Fungi; Ascomycota; Eurotiomycetes; Eurotiales; Aspergillaceae
Product: cation-translocating P-type ATPase
Exons: 1
Coding region: 1-3297 (1098 amino acids)
Biological process (GO): potassium ion import across plasma membrane; proton transmembrane transport; intracellular sodium ion homeostasis
Cellular component (GO): membrane
Molecular function (GO): ATP binding; ATP hydrolysis activity; P-type sodium:potassium-exchanging transporter activity
Source: RefSeq, a predicted model, not a curated record